Papilio xuthus (Asian swallowtail) is the source of this 5769-nucleotide messenger RNA. RefSeq names its product NHS actin remodeling regulator GUK-holder (gene gukh). NCBI's taxonomy places the organism in Eukaryota, Metazoa, Arthropoda, Insecta, Lepidoptera, Papilionidae. The record is from RefSeq and is a predicted model, not a curated record. The coding region runs from base 318 to 5426 and encodes 1702 amino acids. The transcript has 8 exons. Gene Ontology annotation, biological process: cell differentiation.
AAAGCGGUCUAGAGGUGAUGUGUGUUGUAUACGCCUCUUAUGGCGGGAUGUCGUAAAUAUGAAAAGUUUUCGUAAAACUUUUACAUUACUUUUAAAUGAACGAAAAGUGUCAUCUUUUAACUGAAACUUAACAAAUAUUAUAUUUACAACUUGAAAUACCACAGUUGAGUGAAAGUUCACCGGUCAGGAUGUCGGUUAAUUCAAAGUGGCGGUUACCUGACGUUUUUUGUGUUGUGUGUUGAAUGGAUGACGGAAUUACGUUUAAUUCGCAGCGCGGGAAUGGGUGAAUAAGUGAUUCGUGCCUUAGGACUAUCGAGAUGCCGUUCGUGCAACGCGUGGUCGAGCCGAAGUUUCUGUCGCGGACCAGUUUGCGUGAUGAAGAUGGAAGGCCGAAGGUCACGGACGAAGAACUGCAGGCGGUUACGAACUGUACCCUGAGCAACGCGCUUCGACAGCUCGCAUCACUAGUGCUUUUGGCGGAAGAUAUCUUUAGCGAUCUCACAUCUCAACUUCAAGAAAUAACAGAACGCUCGAAAGUUGCGCGGGCGAAAAUCGAAAAAAUCAACGAAAGUGUAGAGAAGUAUGACCCGAAGAAGGUACCAGUCCCGGAAGGCAGCCUGUCAGACUUUGCUCUACGCAAAGUUCACUACACGGCGACCAAUCCCCUCAAGAAAGGCCUAUUCACACCAGAUACCAGGCCGGCGAGCUUACGCAACAUGUACGAUAAGGCGACGACAGACCGCCUGUCGGCGUCCUUACUGGAGCAGAUGCGGCGCGACUCCCAGUACUCCCAGUUCCUGCUAUGCACGCCCGUACUCGGCACGAAGAGACGACGAAUCUAUCAGAAAGUAGAUGAAAUUGAAACGCACAUUCCAACAGUUGUAGAACAGCUUCGGAAAUGGACUUCGAAGGAAGCGAUCGGUGACGUGACAGCACUGCCAGACGCGUCUAUGCGAAUCGCAAACGGCGUCACGCUGACUCCAGACGAGCUGUCGGAAUGGGGCUCCGGCGACGACGAGCCCAUAGACCACAGACUGCCCAGCCCAGAGGAACAGCUCAGGGUCAUCGCUUCUAAAUUCCCUCCACAAGUUGUAGCGAUAGACACAUCGGGUAAAUUCUUCGACAGAAUGUGCAGUUCUCGUAAGUCUCUACACAUAGAGACCGGGUCCGGGGAAACCGAUACGGUGAAGCGACGCACGCGCACGAGAAAACCACGGGGUAAAAGACGAAACACCAUAUCCGGCACAGAUCAGAAAGAGCUUAGAGAGGCUAUCGCUGGUGAUACUACAAAUGCUGCGGCUUCUGAAGAAAUGGAGGAAACGAACACGGUAAUCAGAUCACGAUCUAGUGAUUUGCUCAAGAAGAGCCCCAUUGAUCCUAUUAUGAAGAAAGGACACUUUAAUAGUUUGAAACAAUGGGGCAAAAACAGACUGAAGUUAAUUGGAAGAUCACCAAGUGCCAGCAGAGAUAACUUCAAAGAUAAUAGUAAAAAUGAAAAAAGUGGUGAUUCAAAAUCUCCACCGCGUGUCGAAAGUAAUGAAACACAAGAAACAGUCACAAUGAGAAAGAAACGCCAAAGCGAUGAAGAUAGAAGGACACAUCAAAGAUGUGCCUCAUAUUCAUCUUCAGAGAAGAGCAUUGGCGUACCAACCAACGUCCAAACUACGGCAACUAUCAACAAUGGCGUUAAACUAAGAGGAACGUCAACUCAGAGACGGUUAAGACGAAGUGGAACCGGUAAAGAUGAACCACAUUCAUCUAGUGGUAAUUGGUCGGCCAGUUCAGAAUCUGGACGAACAAGCAUAGGGUCAGAAAUAACAACAACUACUGUACCACCUAAAAGCACGACUUCUGCUGGUACAUCAAAUAAUUCGCUUAAUUUACAUCAUGGACCACCAAGUUCCAUCAUAAGUCGGAGAAGAUUCCCCAAUAAUUCUGGUUCUGGCAGCGUUACAAGUGAAGGUACUCUAACUCCAGAUAUUAUACAUGAUUUGCAUGAAGAUUUAGAAACAAGUUCAGAGUUUUCUUGCGAUACGGAAGGUUACUAUACAUCGUUCCAUAUGGAUUCUGGUUUAAAAACGUUGAAAGAAGAAGAAGUAUCUCCCAGUACCCCACUACAUACUAGCACAGCUUUAUCUAGUUCUUCAAAUAGUCAGAAUUUGACCGCGGAAAACGAAUAUGAAUUAUUUGGUAAAGGGUCUACAAGUACAACCACUAGUUCAGCAGGUACUGUUUGCACGACUUUAAUGGCAGCAGGAAGCGACCGUUCACUAGUAAUAGGACCAACAGUGCCAGAAAGAAAAAGUUCAUUAACUUUAAUGAACAGAAACCGAGGCAACAACAUUCAUAGUGCAAACGCUAGUUUAGAUAGGACCGCAAAUUCUUCAUUUACGAAAUCUCCUUUCAGCAGCUUACGAUAUAACCCAGUUAGACUAUACGCCGACAAAAAAGGAAAUAACCAUUCCUCCCCAGAAAUACGAGAUAUACCGACCUCUGCUAUUACUAUUACUCGAAGUGUCGGAAAUCAAAGAAGUAUAACUGCUGUCGCUGAAAUACAUACAGAGACGGAUCUCGAAAGUGCAAAGAAAAGUACAGGCACUAGUUCACCAGACUCAGGACAUAAUACCUCUAGUUCACCUAUUGAAGAUUCGGUUUCUAGCGCUCAUGGUAAAAAUAGCCUCUCUGAACAAGAUUAUUCCGAAUCAUCUGAUCUGGAAGGCACCGACAGAAUAGAAAGAAUACGAUACAAAACAACAAUUAACAGUUCUAGAAUUCCGUCAAUGUGUGUUAUCACUCCAACUAAUUCAGAUGACGAAAGCGAAAACAGUAAGGAAUCUGGAUCUAGUAAAAAAUUGGAAACGGAAAAAUCAGCUGAGAGCAUCGUUAAAGCUGGUAGUCGACCAAAACUGGAUUUACCACCCGAUGACAAACCUAAGGAAAGCAAGACUUGCGUAGAGACAGUAAAACAGGCCAACAAAUAUCCAAACCUUCCCAAACCUGCUCGACAACCAUUUAAUAAUCUUAUGUGCAAGUUAAAAGGUGUGCUCCCUAAUAAAUUAUCAAACAAAAAAUCUCCCGUGACCAAAGAAGUAGAACAUUUCUAUGAUACUGGUGAUUACGUGACUAUAGCGGAUGUUAAAAAUAAUAAUCAAAAAAUAUGUCUCAAUGGAGGUAAUUACGGAAAUAACGACAUUGUAAGAAAGAACUUGCAGACUGUACUAUCAGGAAAACUUCCAGAAACCGAAUAUGUAUCUCUCAAUGAACUACCGAAUUGUCUAAAUGAAAGUAAAGAUUUUGAACCUGGAUUUGAAGAAAAACCGUCUGCUGCGUUGGAAGAGAUACAAAGAAAAGGAGCUAAAGUAACACUCGACUCACAUGGACAAGUUAUUUAUUCGUCGGAUACAUUAAAACGUAGAAAAGGCGCCCAUACUACUUUUGAACCGGGUCCUUUUGUUCAGGAAAUUUGUCCGACUACUUUAACAAUACAACGAGAGAAAGCAGACGUUGUACAAAUUACAGAUGAAACUGAUUUUCCUUAUGAACCUCCACCGCCAUCGAGCAAGCCUACUUCCCCACAAUUAGGAAAAAUGAUAAUCAAGGCGCCUACAGACCGACACGGCCAAAUCACUACUGAAUUUAUCACUUUACCAGCACCAAAGCCGAGCACCAUAAUAACUGCGACCCCAGUUACUGAAACUCCCGUCAUAACCGAUCCACAACCAGUUAAAGUAUCCAGUAGUAAUCCAGAGCCUCCGCGAAUAGUUGAAGCUCUAACUAGAACUGGGGCGUAUGUAAACAUACAUGAUGCAGAGGGUGUCAGCUUGUCUCCAACGAAAGAUGAUACAGCAGUGAACGAGAUUGCUUCCAAUGGUUGCGACUUUGUUAACGCCAUCUUCUUCAAAGACAUUCGACAUGCCAGUGCUGACAAACCUGUUUUAGCUACAACCCGUAAAACACAAAACAACGGACCAACAGUUGAUCUAAAUGCAAUAAAUCCUACUCUCCAUCGGCCCCACACGGCACAUCUGCGAGGUCGACAUGGAGUUCCGGAUUAUGAAAAUCAUAUUCAAAGAGGCCAACCUAAAUAUUGGACUCUUCCCAAGAGAACGCCGCUGGAUCAAAAUUUCCAAAGACCACCCGUUCAUGAUCAAAGUCGAAGAAGAAACUUUCCUGAGAACACAACCGUCGCAGAUGUACACCUUUUAGCAGAUAAAGAAAGCGCCGAUACUGAAUCUAUUAAAAUGUCUCCAAUAGAUCCCAGAAAUUCGGGAACCUUUAAAUCGUCCACUCCCACUAGUAAAGAAAAUACAGUUGAUAUAAGUACCAAAUUGUUGUCACCGGUAAAAUCUACUAUGACAAACGAAGAAUUAUAUGCAGUUAUCCAUAAAAGUAAAAAGAAACUAAAUAUUAAAGAACCACCAGAGAGGUCAGAGUCUCCGGCUCUGUCCACGUUGAGUUUAUCACCGGUGCCUUCGGAGCCAUCCUUGUACAAUAAAGGUUCUCAACGUUAUCCUGAAACUGGUUAUUUAGGUGAUCCAAGAAGCAGAUGGUCUCUGACUGAGAGACAGAUGAUUCCCCAAGCUGCCCCGAUUUUGGCACCUGGUAUACAAAAACAAGAGAGCACAUGCGCUGAUCGCUUUGGACCGAUACCUCAAACUUCGAGACUAGAUUUCAAAAAACUACUCUUACAACAUAGUGUCAAACUUAAUACAUUGAAUCCACAAAGUAAAUCAGCUAAGUUGUCAGCAGUAGAACAAUUGAAACUGUCCAAAGAAAAAACACCGAUAACUCCACCCAGUAACCGAUCGCAAAUAAACAUACUGGACCUCAGCGGAUCGCCGAAAACAUACAAUCAUAGAAAAACUAUAAAGUCUAACAACCAACCUACGUCACCAGGAAGAACAGGCGCUCUAAUAAAAGAACAUAAAAAUACACAAAAAAUAUUACUGUCGCCUAAAUCACAAUGGCGUUUUUCUAGCCCGAGAUCAGAUGUACUCUCUACUCCUAUACCUGAAGCUAAUAACGAGGACGAAACGUCUAACAGUUCCGGUGAAAAACAGGACGCUUCUCCAGUCAGCCCGCCAUCUAAAACAAUUCCUAUCGUGACUCACCAACAUUUUGGUGCACGUAGGAAUCUUAUACCGAUAACAGAGAGGACCCAGGAAGUUGAAAAUGACUUUCCCGAAUCGAUCGACCAUGGUGUUUUCCCUUUGAACGCGGAUCAAAACAAAUGUCAUGUUUUAACCAGAUCGGAAUUACUGCAAGCGAAGCGGGCAGAAUUUUUCAGUACUUCUCCGGAAUCCUCACCUCCUAAAUUUACAUCAUUUAAAAGUCCCACAUCUUCAGUCCCUUCGGGAACUCAGAGAAGUGAGACCUCGCCUGAAAGAGGAAAAACUUCACCGACGACACUAGAAACGGCUUUAUGAUGAUCCAGAUAGUGUGAAAAGCCUUAAAGCGGUGCUUUAUAAAUUGUUUGAUAACAUCUGUUUUGUAAAUAUAGCAAUGAAAUUGAUAGAAGCUUUAAUCUAGUCUUUCUUGCUUAGAAUCUUUUCUGAAAGCACGAAAUGUUUUUGAAAUCCAGUGUUUUUUACCGAAAAUGGUAAUUUGAGCUCAAAAUUUUACUGUUUUUUGUCGCUCUAAUGGGGCCAAUAUUUGUUUCUAAUAUGAUAUUAAUAUAAUUCGAUGGUUACAAAUUAGCGUGUAAGUAUUUAUUGAAUAAUUAAUAGGUUUUACCUAUGAUUGUAGUGUUUUCAAUUUUUCAAAGUUUUU